Molecule: messenger RNA, 2194 nt
Organism: Purpureocillium takamizusanense
Lineage: Eukaryota; Fungi; Ascomycota; Sordariomycetes; Hypocreales; Ophiocordycipitaceae
Product: Amino-acid permease inda1, variant 2
Exons: 3
Coding region: 762-2048 (428 amino acids)
Biological process (GO): amino acid transmembrane transport
Cellular component (GO): membrane
Molecular function (GO): amino acid transmembrane transporter activity
Source: RefSeq, a predicted model, not a curated record
CCUGUCUGUUCUGUUUCGCCCCCUUUAAAUAGAGCAUGGAGCGUCGCCUCCCCCCUCCCCGCGCAUGUCGCGUCUCUCUGGUUCCCCAGCUGCUCCCCCAGUGGCAUCUCCGCGUCCUGCCCUCCCGUGGUGUCAUCUAGAACCGCUCAGCAAAGGAGGUCCUACUCGGUAGGGAAACUCGCAAACAUGGCUGCCAAAGAUGAGGUCUUGCAGUCGAGCCCCUCGGAUGCCGAGAAGGGUGGCAAUGGCGGCGCCUCUGAGGGCACAAGCCAAGUCAUCGGCAAGCAGGAGUCGGUCGUCUGCGUUCCUCACGAGAACUACAUGACACGCAAUGGCCUCAACCUCGAUUCAUUCCGCAAAGCUCACUACGGCCUUGGCAUUGUUGAGCUGGAGCGGCCCAUGCGCGCUCGCCAUCUGCAUAUGAUUGCAAUUGGCGGCUCGAUUGGUGCCGGUUUCUUCGUCGGCUCCGGAGGCGCCCUGAGCAAAGGUGGCCCUGGUAGCUUGUUUAUCGACUUCCUCAUCAUCGGUAUCAUGAUGUUCAACGUCGGUGAGUUUUAUUGACAGACCUUAUCAGCUCAUAUGAGCAGACCUAGUCUGUGUCUCACAUCAACCUUAUACCUCUGCCUCUGCCUCUACUUCUAUGAAUACGAGCUGACCGACCGGCAGUGUACGCGCUCGGUGAACUUGCCGUCCUGUAUCCCGUGUCUGGUGGCUUCUAUACCUACUCCGCUCGCUUUAUCGAUCCCGCUUGGGGCUUUGCCAUGGGCUGGAACUACGUCUUCCAAUGGGCAGCAGUCUUGCCUCUAGAGCUCACUGUUUGUGGCAUUACUAUUCAAUACUGGAACCCGGAUAUCUCAGUCGGAGUCUGGAUUGCGCUCUUCCUCGUCGUCAUCAUUAUAAUCAACGUUUUCGGUGCCCUUGGAUACGCCGAGGAAGAGUUCUGGGCAUCCGCCUUUAAGCUCUCUGCGACCGUUAUUUUCAUGAUUAUUGCCCUUGUUCUUGUCUGCGGCGGUGGUCCCUCCGGCGGCCGCUACGACGAAUACUGGGGUGCUAGACUCUGGUAUGAUCCCGGCGCGUUCAAGAACGGUUUCAAGGGAUUUUGCGCGGUGUUCGUUACGGCUGCGUUCUCGUUUUCCGGAACUGAGCUGGUCGGUCUCGCCGCGGCCGAAUCUCGCAACCCGGUCAAGUCGAUGCCAGGCGCCAUCAAACAGGUGUUUUGGCGAAUCACUCUCUUCUAUAUCCUCGGUCUCUUCUUCGUCGGCCUACUUAUCGACUGCAACGACCCUGCCCUGCUUUCGGAUAGCGCCUACGCUGACCCUAAAGCCUCGCCUUUCGUUCUUGUUGGCAAGUACGCCGGUCUCAAAGGAUUCGACCAUUUCAUGAACCUCGUUAUCCUGGCCUCCGUCUUGUCAAUUGGUGUGUCCGGCGUCUACGGCGGCUCACGUACCCUUACGGCCCUUGCCCAGCAGGGUUAUGCGCCUAAGCUCUUCACUUAUAUUGACAAGUCCGGGCGUCCUCUGCCGUCUGUCAUCGUUUUGAUUCUCUUUGGCUUCGUUGCCUUUGUCAGUCUGAGUGCUUCAGGACCUACUGUUUUCGACUGGCUCCAGGCCUUGUCCGGCCUCGCUGCGCUGUUCACCUGGGGCUCCGUCUGUCUGGCACACAUUCGAUUCCGAAAGGCUUGGAAGUACCACGGGCACACUCUAGACGAAAUCCCAUUCAGGGCUGCUGGAGGCAUUUAUGGUUCCUACCUGGGUCUCUUCCUCUGUGCUAUCGUACUUAUUGCACAGUUUUAUACCGCAGUUGCCGCGCCUCCUGGCAAGCCUGGUGUCGGAACCGCCGAAAGCUUCUUCAAGCAGUAUCUCGCGGCCCCUGUUGUUAUCAUGUUCUGGCUGAUUGGCUACCUUUGGAAGCGUGAGGGCUGGCUCAGGACUUCUCAAAUGGAUGUCGAUACAGGACGUCGCGAGCUGGACUGGGAUGAGAUCAACGCCUACAGGGCCAAGGUUGCGGCGUGGCCUGCUUGGAGGCGCGCGUUGAACAUCAUCAUGUAAACUCUUGGCCCGAUGUAGAAAGGGAAGAUGUACAUGAGAAUUAUCUCACAUCCAUACUUGACAUUGACUGAAUCAUCAAGCACGAGCCACAAGCCAGUAUUCAUACCAAUCAGAUCUAUGUCGAGCCUGUGUUGCUCAAAGAGGCC